UCGGAAAAUUAAAAAAAAAUCGAAAUUGCAUAAAAGGAUUGAUCGCGCAAUUUGACGCAGCUUUUUUCCUUGUUUAAUCCAAAACUCCCAAUUUUUUUUUUAUCGCUCAAGAGAAAUUAGAAUAAGUUCAUCAUGGCUGGCACUGUUUACAUCGUCAUUUACACAAUGUACCACCACAUCUACAAGUUGGCUUUGGAGGUGCAGAAAGGCUUGGAAUCCGCUGGUGUCAAGACCACCAUCUUCCAAGUUCAAGAAACAUUAUCGGAUGAAGUCUUGCAAAAAAUGCACGUACCUGAGAAGCCAAACUUGCCAGUGAUCAAGACUGAGCAAUUGACCGAACCCGACGGAAUCAUCUUUGGUAUUCCUACCAGAUUCGGCACCAUGCCUGCUCAGAUCAAAGCUUUGUUGGAUGCUACCGGUAAGAUCUGGGCUACCGGUGGUCUUGCCGGUCGCUUUGCUGGCACCUUCUUCUGUACUGCUUCGCAGCAUGGUGGUCAGGAAACAACCGCGCUCACUACCGUGACCUAUUUUGCUCAUCACGGUAUGAUUUACGUGCCAUUUGGUUUCGCCAAUGCACACUUGUUCGAUAACAGCGAAGUUAUUGGUGGUUCCGCAUACGGUUGUGGUACUGUUGCCAACGGUGACGGAUCACGUCAACCGACUCAAAAGGAACUCGAAAUCGCUGUCAACCAAGGCGAAAAUUUCGGCAAGAUCGUUAGCACCUACGUUCAAGGCAAGAAUGCCGCUCAAUAGACAUACUUUCUGUCACUGUCAAAUAAAAAUAAAAAGUAAUGGUGUUAUUAUUGCAAGCAUCUCUUAAUGUCAACUAGAAAAAUAGAGGAUCAGAUAAUGACAGCUGUCAACUGAUCAAAUAGUCCAGAUUAAAAUAGAAUAACG
This is a messenger RNA of Radiomyces spectabilis, 897 nucleotides long. Its product is annotated as NAD(P)H:quinone oxidoreductase, type IV. The transcript has 3 exons. The record is from RefSeq and is a predicted model, not a curated record. NCBI's taxonomy places the organism in Eukaryota, Fungi, Mucoromycota, Mucoromycetes, Mucorales, Radiomycetaceae. Gene Ontology annotation, molecular function: FMN binding; NAD(P)H dehydrogenase (quinone) activity. Bases 133 to 753 code for a protein of 206 amino acids.